GUAGCAGAAGAAGCUAGGUCACCUCUUGUGGUGUCUGUGUAUGUGUGUGUAAUUGCGAGACAGAAUGGAGGAUCUGGCAGAGUAUCACGGGCGCAUCAGCAAGAGGCAAGCAGAAGAGAUCCUGACUGAAGCGGGCAGAGAUGGCAGCUAUCUGAUCAGAGACAGCGCGAGCGCAGCGGGAUCUUACUGCGUGUGUGUGCUGUGUGAUGGAUGGGUUUACACCUACAGAGUUUUCAAACAAAAGGAUGGCCUCUGGACAAUAGAGGUGGCUCCUGGGAUGAAGGAAAGGCUCUUUAGGAACGUCGGCAACCUUAUUGCUGCCUUCAAGUUUCCAGACCAAGGCAUCUCUGUUCCUCUUUUGUAUCCUGUAAACAGAGCUAAAUAAUAACACACAAGCCAAAACAAAUACAUUAGAACAGUUUCUACAUGCUGUAAAUGUGCGCAAGAGUA
Molecule: messenger RNA, 450 nt
Organism: Sinocyclocheilus rhinocerous
Lineage: Eukaryota; Metazoa; Chordata; Actinopteri; Cypriniformes; Cyprinidae
Product: SH2 domain-containing protein 1A-like
Exons: 4
Coding region: 65-385 (106 amino acids)
Biological process (GO): regulation of signal transduction; regulation of immune response
Source: RefSeq, a predicted model, not a curated record